GAGUUUGAUUGUUAAACCCACAAAUCGUAUCUAAAUCUGGUAAUCUGUCUGUUUAAACUUAGAAAUAAAAUCCAACUAUCAACCAUAUAUGGGAUUCUGGACCCUUGGUGGAUCAUCACUAAUGAUAUAAUUUAGGGUAAUUAAUUUAUCCAAAGUUUUAAAAGAACAAAAAAUAACAUCCCAUUUUCGCGUAUAUUUAGGGGAAGCUUCAUUUUUCUGAUUUGUUCUUCAACGCACUUCUCCUUCUUCCCUCUUUUCAACAAUUAAUUAAUGAAUCAACUGCUGCACAAAAACCUUCGCUAAUAGGGUUUUUUUUUCUCCUUGUCCGAUUGAUUUCUUCCACUUUCUUCACGUUUUUGCCCUUGCAUUUAUAGGGCAUUUUGCUGCUUCAGCUUCCUGCACAUAAUUGUUCAGCCAAAUUUCUCCAAAUGCUGGGCAAUUGAGCUUUAGCUGGGUGAGUUUCGGCUUCUCAGUAUCGCAUUUAUGAUUUGUUGUGUUUACUUAUUGUUAAGUUUAUGAAGUUUGGUGUUAGAUUGUUAAUGUUGUUGUGGUUAUUAGAGAGAUGAAGUGGUGGGGGCUUUAGGGGUUAUUUUUUGUGGUUAUUUAGUUAGUUAGGUGUGUGUAUAUAUAUGAUGAUGAAGAGGUUGAAAAAUGAGGCUUCGAGUGUGAGAAGGUUUAAAUUGUCGUAUGUUUUGCUGGGUUUAGCUGCAUUGUACUUGGUUUUAAUUUGUGUGAAGUUUCCUGAGUUUCUCGAGAGCGCUACUGUUUCGAGUGGUGAUGAUGUUGAUGUAGCUCUAGAUGUAGAGGAUGAUGGUAGAGAAUCUAGUUCUGGAUUUCAUAAUAAUGUGGGGGAAUAUGCUCGAGUGACACGGGAAGAAGAGGAGAAUGAAGGUUCUCCAAAUAGAAAGCCGCCUAAGCUUCAUUAUGGGAGAAUCACGGCAGCUAUUUUGAAACGAAAGAGUAUGGAGCGGAAUGUUUCUGUUUUGGAUAGAAUGGCAGAUGAAGCUUGGAGUCUAGGCGCGAAAGCUUGGGAAGAAUUGGAUAAGUAUGAGGAGAAGGGGAUUGAGAUGAAUUCGAUACAUGAGGGGAAGCCUGAAUCGUGUCCUUCAUGGGUUUCUAGUACUGGAGCACAAAUUGCUAAAAAAGGUCAAAUGAUGUUCCUACCAUGUGGUCUUGCAGCAGGUUCUUCUGUAACAGUUAUUGGUACUCCUCAUUAUGCUCAUCAUGAGUAUGUUCCACAGCUUGCCAAAACAAAGGCUGGUGAUGCAUUAGUUUUGGUUUCCCAAUUUAUGAUUGAAUUACAAGGUUUGAAAUCUGUGGUUGGUGAGGAUCCACCAAAGAUUUUGCAUCUCAAUCCUAGAAUAAGAGGAGAUUGGAGCCAUCGACCAGUGAUCGAGCACAAUACUUGCUAUAGAAUGCAAUGGGGAACAGCUCACAGGUGUGAUGGUUUGCCUUCCAAGUAUGAUGACGACAUGCUUGUUGAUGGAUAUUUGAGAUGUGAGAAGUGGAUGAGGAAUGACAUUGUUGAUACUCGAGAGUCGAAAAUAUUCUCAUGGUUUGAUCGAUUCAUUGGACGGGCAAAGAAGCCAGAAGUGACAUGGCCUUUUCCAUUUGUGGAGGGUAGGAUGUUUAUUCUAACUAUUCGUGCUGGUAUUGAUGGCUACCAUAUCAAUGUAGGCGGCCGGCAUGUGACUUCAUUUCCAUAUCGAACUGGCUUCACACUGGAAGAUGCUACAGGGUUGGCAAUCAGAGGUGAUGUGGAUAUACAUUCUGUUUAUGCUACUUCUCUUCCAACCUCUCAUCCAAGUUUUUCUCCCCAAAGAGUGUUGGACUUCUCAGAGAAGUGGAAAUCUCUUCCUUUACCCCAGAAUCACAUUCAACUUUUCAUUGGGGUGCUUUCUGCCACCAAUCACUUUGCUGAGCGUAUGGCAAUCAGGAAAACAUGGAUGCGGGCUUCGGCAAUCAAGUCCUCAGACAUAGCAGUCCGCUUCUUUGUUGCAUUGAAUCCACGAAAGGAGUUGAAUGCUAUAUUGAAGAAGGAAGCAGAUUACUUUGGGGACAUUGUGAUUGUCCCCUUUAUUGACAGAUAUGAGCUAGUGGUUCUCAAAACUAUUGCCAUCUGCGAGUAUGGGGUUCAGAAUGUGACAGCUGCAUAUAUCAUGAAAUGUGACGAUGAUAAUUUCGUUAGAAUAGAUUCAGUCUUGAGAGAAAUUCAACGCGUUCCUCCUGGACGAUCUCUUUACAUGGGCAAUCUUAAUCUCUUGCAUAGACCACUCCGAACAGGAAAAUGGGCCGUAUCAUAUGAGGAGUGGCCAGAAGAUGUAUACCCCCCUUACGCUAAUGGACCAGGAUAUAUAAUUACAAGUGAUAUUGCCAAACAUAUCAUUUCUCAAUAUCAGAACCAAAGCUUACGGAUUUUCAAAAUGGAGGAUGUGAGCAUGGGUAUGUGGGUUGAGAGUUACAACAGUUCCACUCCUGUACAGUACUCUCACAACUGGAAAUUCUGUCAAUAUGGAUGUAUGGAAGACUAUUUCACAGCUCAUUAUCAGUCUCCACGACAGAUGUACUGUCUGUGGAACAAUUUGCUCAAGGGUAAGGCACAUUGCUGCAAUUUUUAGAUUGAUGUGACCAUUUUUUGCUGCUUGAUGCGUGGCCAAUUUGAGUUGAAUCAUUUUCCUAACUGGAGAUCUUACGCCAAGAAAUGAAGUUUUGUUGUUGUGUCUGUUCUGUUCAUGGCUGUCUUAACACUGAACAUUGGUCAUUGCCAUGGAUUUUGUACAUCUGAAUUUGCUUACUGUGUACUAGUCAUUGUAUAGGAUUCCUGCCGCCGUCUUGUACCAUGAAGAAACAUACAGACAUUUUGAUAUUCAGCGGAGCCUCCCCACUACCAAAGUUUUGUGCUGGGGCUUUCACACUUAAAUGUUUGUACUUAACGCUUUAUAUGAAGCUUUUCCGUUGGCAAUGCCAAAA
Capsicum annuum is the source of this 2970-nucleotide messenger RNA. Its product is annotated as hydroxyproline O-galactosyltransferase GALT2. Gene Ontology annotation, cellular component: Golgi membrane. The record is from RefSeq and is a predicted model, not a curated record. Lineage: Eukaryota; Viridiplantae; Streptophyta; Magnoliopsida; Solanales; Solanaceae. The transcript has 7 exons. The coding region runs from base 630 to 2618 and encodes 662 amino acids. Gene Ontology annotation, molecular function: galactosyltransferase activity; carbohydrate binding.